Messenger RNA from Penicillium olsonii, 678 nucleotides. The record is from the annotation of a GenBank genome assembly. NCBI's taxonomy places the organism in Eukaryota, Fungi, Ascomycota, Eurotiomycetes, Eurotiales, Aspergillaceae.
AUGAGGACAGGGGCCGCUGUUCGUAUUCCUGAAAUUUAUGCCGCGUUCGGUGUAUCAGAUCGACUAUAUCUGAUUAUGGAAUUCAUUCAAACCGACCACAUUGCAUCCGAUAUACAGAGAGCAAGAGCUAUCUCUGAUAUUGCUUCUAUCGAGGUCCCCCUUGAUAUAUCGCCGGGUCCCGUCGGCGGGGGUUGUAUCCAUAUGACAAACUUUUGGGAUGAUGGGAUAUCAGAUGUUCACUACCCUUCUAUCCAGGAUCUAGCGGGUCAUCUUAAUCGUGUUCUAGAGGUCUUUGCAAGGCACCGAAAGCUAGACCGUAUUGAUUUCAGCCACGAGAGAAUGGUAUGCUGUUACACGGAUCUUAAAAAAGCACAUUUUCUCGUUGAUGCAGACGACCAGCUCUGGGUUUCCGCGUUUCGUCAAGUCAAUUUUCUUCCUGAGACUUUGAUGUACUUUGCUCUAAGCAAGCAAUUAGUAUCGAGAGACUCACUCCCCCCUGAGUACUAUGGUAUGAUUCCAGCCACACCUACUCAAAACCUGGAAGCACUUUCCGCGGCAAGACAGUGGUUUCUGGGCGGUAGCAGUAUUUAUUGUUGCUUCGACGCUGCACUUCCCCAUUGCCACGACUACUCAGACAUCCAGCCCUUGCUCCCGAGGUCAGGCAGACACAUCUCGUGA